UACGAUUUUAUACUAAAGCUUUUAUUAGCUGAUAAGUUGAUUUUAAAUGGGGAAAGGUUUUCAAGUAGUUGUGGUGAGAGAUUAUGAUCCAAACAGAGACUUAAAGAGAGUGGAAGAGCUUGAGAAAAGCUGUGAAGUCGGGUCUUUAUUAGUUGAUCUCAUGGGUGACCCGCUUGCCCGGAUCCGACAAUCUCCUUCUUUCUACAUGCUGGUGGCUGAGAUCGAUAAUGAGAUAGUUGGGAUGAUCAGAGGAACGAUCAAGACAGUGACACGCGGUGGAAAUGCAUUACACGAUGGCAAUUCACCGGUUAUAAGCACCACCAAACUCGCCUUCGUCUCUGGCCUCCGAGUCUCUCCGUACUACAGGAGGAUGGGAAUUGGAUUGAAACUGGUGCAAAGGCUCGAAGAUUGGUUUCGACUAAACGACGCCGCUUACGCAUACGUGCAAACGGAAAACGACAACGCAGCUUCGGUCAAACUCUUCACCGAGAAAAGCGGUUACUCCAAGUACCGAACACCUACUUUCCUGGUCAACCCUGUCUUUAACCACCGAGUCACAGUCUCACGCCGAGUCAAUAUCAUCAAACUCGAUCCUUCCGACGCCGAGUCAAUCUACCGCAACCGGUUCUCCUCCACCGAGUUUUUCCCUUCGGACAUCAACUCAAUCCUCACCAACAAACUCUCUUUAGGCACUUUCCUGGCCGUGCCACGUGGCAGUGACUACGUGUCCGGGUCUCUACCCGGGUCAUGGGCAGUUAUAAGUAUCUGGAACAGCAAAGAAGUGUACAAGCUUCAAGUUCAAGGGACUUCUCGUCUCAAACGCACAUUAGCGAAGACGACGCGCGUUUUAGACGGCGCGUUACCGUUUCUGAAGAUCCCGUCGUUUCCUAAUCUUUUCAAGCCGUUCGCCAUGCAUUUCUUGUACGGUAUCGGCGGAGAAGGGCCACAGGCGGCGGAGAUGGUGGAGGCGCUUUGUUCACACGCUCAUAACAUAGCUAAGAAGAGUGGCUGCGCCGUUGUGGCUGCUGAAGUGGGGAGCUGUGAGCCACUCAGAGCUGGUAUCCCACACUGGAAGGCUCUCUCGCCGGAGGAUUUGUGGUGCUUGAAACGUCUCCGAGAUGACGAUGACGGUGUAGACUGGACUAAGUCAACGCCUGGAUUGUCCGUUUUCGUUGACCCUAGAGAUUUAUAAUGAUUUGUUUAUGAUAUCAUUAGAGAGGAAUAUAAACACCAAACACAAGAAUUGAAAUUACAAAAUCCGAGACUAAGUCUUUAGUGUUAUAUACUCGAUUACUCUCCUUACGCUUUUUAGUUUUAUCUGUAAUUUCACACUCGAUCAAAGUGUAAAUAAACUGGUUUUCAAACACAAGCUAGUAAAACAUGCACUAUGUAAUGUACCAAUGUUUUUAAUGUUACUCGAAUCAUACUGUCGGUUAUUAUCUAUGUAUUAAUGGAUUAUUGUUUUUUUUCUUUUGAAAAAGAUUUAAUGGAUUAUUGUUCAUAAAACAGUAAAAUGUUCUAGGUAUGACUGAGACUGUAUGAUCAUGCUUAGAUUAAUUAGCUGAUAAUGAGUGAUUUCACUGACUAAUUCACGUAUAUAGAGCAAAUUGUAAUUUUAUAUCUAUUUUUCAUUCAAAAAAUCAGUUGCGAAACCUAGAUAAUCGAUCACAUUUGAAUAAUCUCAAGUUGUAAAAUGUAAUUUCAUAUUCCCGUAGGAAAGGAAGUCAAAACCAAAGUCUACGGUUUUUGGUUACGUAGAUCGAACAGUAUUUUAAAGGAAAAGGUUGAUGAAUCCAAAAUCAAUAGAUAAUAAAAAGCAAAUAAAUUAACAAAAUGGAACAAACGUAAACUUUUGAAAGUAUAUAAUAUAAACUGGAUGACGUAGAACAAAGAAGCUCAUAGAAGACUAACCACCUUUUCUUUAUAGUUUCUUCUGGUCAAAUUUGGCAGGCUAAAAGGCUUUUCAUUUUAUAAAAUAGAUGAUUAUCUUGCAAAUUGCUAGUAUUGUAAUUAACAAAGAAAGAACAGGUUCUGUUCAAUAGAUACGAAGUCUUUCUACGUUUGAAUGUUAAGAUUUAUAUCAAAUUAAAAACAAUCUACCCACUAGUCCUCUUAAGAGAUUAGAAAAAGUUGGUAGACCACUUGUGACAAUUACAACACAUGCGAGUAACAAAUAAGCUAAAAUUCAAAGAAAGAUUGAGAAGCAAUUGAGUCGGGAACAAGAUGAUAUUCACAUUAUGUAAACCUAAACUUUUCAUUUUCAAUGAUAUUCACAUUAUUGCAAAAAAAAAAAAACAAGAUGAGACGUUAUGCAUGGUGCGAUCGAUAGUAGUUUCAGUAGAAAUAGUUGACUUGGAGACCAAAGAGAAUAUUCUGGCAUAUUGUAACAUCCAGCUUGAAGAAGCAGUGGACAUUCAGAGAGGAGAUA
Messenger RNA from Brassica rapa (field mustard), 2428 nucleotides. Its product is annotated as probable N-acetyltransferase HLS1. The record is from RefSeq and is a predicted model, not a curated record. NCBI's taxonomy places the organism in Eukaryota, Viridiplantae, Streptophyta, Magnoliopsida, Brassicales, Brassicaceae. Gene Ontology annotation, molecular function: acyltransferase activity, transferring groups other than amino-acyl groups.